Molecule: messenger RNA, 4002 nt
Organism: Aspergillus tubingensis
Lineage: Eukaryota; Fungi; Ascomycota; Eurotiomycetes; Eurotiales; Aspergillaceae
Product: ABC transporter ATP-binding protein
Exons: 5
Coding region: 1-4002 (1333 amino acids)
Biological process (GO): transmembrane transport
Cellular component (GO): membrane
Molecular function (GO): ATP hydrolysis activity; ABC-type oligopeptide transporter activity; ATP binding
Source: RefSeq, a predicted model, not a curated record
AUGGCGGCCUUCCUUGCUGGCGCCAGGCGCUUCAUACAUCGGAGACCGAGGUGGAUGUCGCUCUUCAGCUUCACAACGACGAAGCAUCUUCCAGUGCUCAUAGGAGGGUUUACAUUUACGGCCAUUUCUAGUCUUUCGGUUCCCAUAUUCUCCGUACUCUUGGGCGAGAUAUUCAAUACGUUCACACUGUUCGGUGGAGGAAAAGUUGCAAAACAGGACCUAACGCCACAGAUCAGCAAAUACGCUGUCCAGUUGGUUGGACUUGGAGCAAUCAAUUGGGUUUGCAAUAGUGUUUAUUUCAUUCUAUUCGUGAUAUUCGGAGAAUUUCAGGUUGCGAAUGCUCGCACCAAGCUCUUCGAAAGGCUUCUACAGAAGAGUCAGGAAUGGUUCGAAACGCAGCCGGAUGGCACGAGGGUCUUUCUAUCUUCUCUCCAGGGACAAAUCGAAGACCUACAGAAAGCAACAUCGCAGCCUCUCGGCCUCGCUUUGCAGUACAGUUUUCGAGCCAUUUUCUCUCUAGCCCUAGCAUUCUUCACCUCCUGGAACCUUACUCUGGCCACUUUGGCGGGAAUCCCCUUCCUCUCGGCUGCUCUCUCCUUCCUAUCUACCAGGGCGAACUCGUCUAUGGAGGCACAGAAGACAGAGCUGGGUCAUUUAUCGCUGAUAGUCGACAAUGCUACUUCAUCAAUUGAUAGCGUCAAGUCUUUCAACGGGCAAGAUACCGAGAUCCGAAACUUCGUGAGCAGCGUUGACAAUGCCGCUAUACAUUACCUCAAACGCGCGCGCUUAACAUCUCUACAAAUAUCCAUAUUGCGACUGAUGACAUUUGGAAUGUUCGUGCAGGGCUUUUGGUAUGGGAGCUCUUUGGCUACCUCCGGUGAGAUUUCAGCAGGAGAAGUGCUCAGGACAUUCUGGGCUUGCUUAGCAGCUGCCCAGUCAAUGGAGUUCCUCAUGCCACAAAUUGUCGUCCUAGCAAAAGGAAAGGAUGCAGCCAUUGCUCUGAUCCACACUUUGAGCUCGGAGUCAGAGGAUACUGUUCGAGGGGAGGGGAUGGGUUCCGUUUAUCCGAAGUUUUGCGAAGGCGAUAUCGAGGUCAGCAAUGUCUCCUUUGCUUACCCAGCGCAACCGAACAGACCGGUUUUGAAGUCGACAAGCUUCUUCUUUCCCGCCGGAGAGACAACCUUCGUUAUUGGCAGAAGUGGAUCUGGAAAGAGUACGCUUGGACAGCUGCUCACACGCUUCUACUUACCAGAGUCCGGAGAGAUUCUGAUAGACGGGGUUCCCAUCCAAUCUUUGAGCAUCGACUGGAUAAGGAACAAUAUUACUCUGCUGGAGCAGCGAAGCGUUUUGUUCAACGAAUCCAUCUUCAUGAAUAUCGCCUUUGGUAGCCGCAACUAUGAAGGACUCAGCAAGGUUGAUGUACGUGAAUGUAUCGAUCUUGCGAGGCUACAAAGCACAAUAGACGAUCUACCCAAGGGAAUUGAUACAUGUGUCGGUCAUGGUGGUGAUUUUCUCAGUGGUGGUCAAAAGCAAAGGGUGGCGAUUGCGAGGGCACGGUUAAGGGAUACGCCUAUAUUGAUAAUGGAUGAGCCUACAAGUGCGCUUGAUGCCACCAACCGCGUCGAAAUAACAAAAGCUAUCCGGGAAUGGCGUCGAGGGAAAACAACUAUCAUCAUCACACAUGAUAUGUCGCAAAUCAUGGAUCAUGACUUUGCCUACAUCAUGGACCAAGGCUCGGUUAUUCAAGCUGGCUACAGACAUGAACUGGAGGAGAGCAAUACGUGUUUUGCUGCCUCGGACAAACUCCAUCGUGAGGAAAGUGAGCAUGGCGUUGUCCACAGUUCUUCUGAUCGAUGCUCCAGUGUUUCUUCAAGGUCCUCAAUCGAGGGUACACGCGGUCCAAGCCCUGAUUCGUUCUCUCGACACAGCGAGCUUGCACAGCGUUCUUAUGCUAUCCACGGCUACAAAAGAAGCAUACAGAGCAUUCGUCAAUCUGCAGACACUCAAAGGUUCAGACCACGUCGUGAGUCGAUUGGAAUGCAGAUGUUCGAGCUCAAUACCGUCCAUGUCGAUGAUACGAACUUCCAGUCCAACCGAUUCAGACAAAGUAUACUUCCUGUGAAUGAUGUCGUCAAUGAGAUUAACAGGGCCAGAUCGAAGCACCGAAGCAAGCGGUCAUACAAGAAUGCAGCACGGCUCGCGCCACAAGAAAGCAUGUCAUUGGGGCGGAUCAUGCUGACCAUACUUCCUAACCUGACUCGAGGUCAAAAGCUGCUUCUUUUGCUAGGAUGUUUCAGCACCCUAGGUCACUCGAUGGCUACUCCGCUAUUUUCUUAUUGCCUAUCGAAGCUCCUUGAGACGUUUUACAACAAGCAAGCCAAAGCCUCGACAUGGUCACUGAUAGUCCUGGGAAUAGCCAUAGGUGACGGCGUUAUAUCGUUCCUGAUGCAUUAUCUUCUGGAGCUAUGUGGUCAGGCGUGGGUUGACCGUCUCCGCAAAAGAGGUUUUCAUCAUAUUCUUGACCAGCCACGAAAAUGGUUUGAAGAAGCAGGAAAUGAACCUUCCCAACUCACCUCGUCCCUCAACCACAGCGCCGAGGAGAUGCGAAACCUGGUCGGUCAUUUCGGUGGCUACGUCCUGGUGGCCACUUCAGUCACCGUGGUAGCUAUCAUAUGGUGCAUGGCUGUUUGUUGGAAACUGACCCUCGUGGCAGUGGCUUGCGGGCCGAUCAUCUAUGCCAUCACCAGAGGGCUCGAGAAAACCACCGGAAUAUGGGAGAGACGUUGCACCGGGGUUAAAACGACAGCGUCGGAGAUGUUCAUCGAGACAUUCUCGCAGAUUCGCACCGUCCGCACAUUGACCCUUGAGCCUUACUUCCACAAGAAGCAUAUGAAGGCAGCAGCACUGUGUAUGGUACUCGGAGUAAAGAAAGCUGUCUAUACCGGCUUUCUCUUUGGACUGGUAGAGUCCAUGAUCAUAUUCGUCAGCAGCCUGAUCUUCUAUUACGGAGCAGUUCUCGUAUCAUCGCUCGAAUUUACCGUCACCAGCCUCAUGACAGUCUUCUCUGUCCUUCUCUUCAGCAUCGGAUACGCAAGCACAGUACUAUCAUGGAUCCCCCAGAUCAGCGUUUCCCACAUAAUGGCCAACCAAGUCCUACGUCUCGCACACCUCCCACGCGGCGCAUCCCACGAACACCGGGGCACUCUCAAAAUCACCACAGCCGCACCAGUAAAGAUCACGAACCUAAACUUCCGCUAUCCAUCCCGCCCGGACGCACACGUCCUACGCGACAUAUGCAUCACCAUCCCCCGAAACCAAAGCACAGCAAUCGUAGGCCGAUCAGGCUCCGGCAAGUCCACAAUAGCAUCCUUACUCCUGAACCUCUAUGAAGCCCCCACCACCACAAACAGAACCUCCCCUAUAUCCCUAAACGGAAUCGACCUCCAACGCAUCCACACCCCAACCCUCCGCUCCCUCAUCACCAUCGUCUCCCAACGACCCUCCAUCUUCCCCGGCACAGUAGCAGACAACAUCAGCUACGGCCUCGAACCCGACUCCCCACUCCGCACAAUGUUCCACAUCCGCGCCGCAGCAGAAGCAGCCGGGAUCGACGACUUCAUCACAUCCCUGCCCAAGGGCUACUUCACUAUGAUAGGCGACGGCGGGGCCGGUAUGUCGGGGGGACAAGCGCAACGGCUGGUAAUUGCACGGGCGCUGGUGCGACAGCCACAGCUUCUUAUCCUGGAUGAAGCCACGUCCAGCCUGGAUCCGAAUAACGCUAAGAUCAUUCGACGGACCGUGCAGAGGUUGGUCGCGACGCGGAAGGGCCUUACUGUCUUGAUCAUUACGCAUGCAAGGGAUAUGAUGGAGAUUGCGGAUAAUGUUAUUGUGAUUGACAAGGGUUGUGUGGUGGAAGCGGGGAAGUAUAGGGUGCUUUCUCGGCGGCAGGGUGGGAAAUUAAGGGCUUUGAUUGAGGAGGGGGAUUCUGAGGUGGAUGGAUGA